AUUCCGUCUCGACUUUGCGUUGGUAUCUAGCAUGCCAUCCGCACGAAACCAGUUCUGUUCGAGGCGUCGAAGUGUAAAGGACGUUUUAAUUAUUAUGAUAAUUCGUACGUGAAAUCGUGUGUUGUGCGGUUCGAAUCGGAAUCAUGAUGGAAGACCCGACGCAAGUGUUGUUUACGGAGUUACCAGUGCCCUUGUUAUCUACGGCGGCUUUACUACGCCACCACCAUACAAGGUACCAGCCGUACCACCUUCCGCACAGGUUCCAUAUUCAAGAAUUCGUUCAACAUCGAACUUACGAUGAAGAACAAACGGAACUCGAUUCUGGAAAAACUCAUAUUUCUUGUUUGUACCCGGAGAUUUUGGCGAUUAUUUUUAGUUAUUUGGAUGUGAGGGAUAAAGGGAGGGUGGCGCAAGUUUGUACUACUUGGAGAGAUGCUGCUUAUAAUAAAUCGGUUUGGAGAGGAGUCGAAGCUAAAUUACAUUUACGUAGAGCUAAUCCGUCGUUGUUUGCCUCUUUAGUUAGGCGAGGAAUUAAAAAAGUACAAGUUUUGAGUUUGAGAAGGUCGCUCAGGGAUGUUAUUCAAGGCAUACCAAAUUUGGAAUCUCUGAAUUUGAGCGGUUGUUACAACGUUGCCGACGUCGGUAUCUCCCACGGAUUCGCAUCCGAAUGUCCGUCGCUCACCCAACUAAAUCUCUCGUUGUGCAAACAAGUCACCGACAAUUCCUUGAGCAGGAUAGCUCAAUAUCUGAAGAAUCUCGAAGUGUUGGAAUUGGGCGGGUGUUGCAAUGUUACCAAUACCGGUUUGGUGCUGAUCGCUUGGGGAUUGAAAAAACUCAAGAGGCUGAAUUUGAGAAGCUGCUGGCAUAUCAGCGAUCAAGGUAUUGGACAUUUAGCUUUCGGGAAUCAAUCAUUGGAAUAUUUAGGUCUGCAGGAUUGCCAAAGACUUUCGGACGAAGCUCUGAAGCACGCGACCGGUUUAACAUCGUUAAAAUCGAUCAACCUCAGUUUUUGCAUCAGCAUCACCGACAGCGGCCUAAAACACCUGGCAAAAAUGUCGAAUCUUCGCGAAUUGAAUCUUCGUUCUUGCGACAACAUCUCCGACAUAGGUAUGGCGUAUUUGGCCGAAGGCGGUUCGAGGAUAUCUUCGUUGGACGUGUCGUUUUGCGACAAAAUCGGCGAUCAGGCCUUGGUGCACAUCUCGCAAGGUUUGUUCAAUUUGAAAAGUUUGUCUUUGAGUGCGUGCCAAAUUUCGGACGAAGGUUUGGCCAAAAUAUCGAACACUUUGCACGAUUUGGAAACUUUGAAUAUAGGACAAUGUAGCAGAGUGACGGAUAAAGGUUUAACGAACAUAGCCGAGGCGCUCACCAGGUUAAAGUGUAUAGAUUUGUACGGUUGUACUAAAAUAACUACCGUAGGACUAGAAAAAGUUAUGAAAUUGCCGCAAUUGAGCGUUUUGAAUCUCGGAUUGUGGCACGUUAGGUGAAACGCGUUCCUCUAGAUAUCCUGGAUGAGUUUUACGAAGUUGGUCGAAACGCGCGCUUCUCUCUAUCGACGAUUGUUGUUGUUUGUUAUUUUAUUUUUGUUUUUUUUUUUUUGUCGUUCGAAUGAUGGGCAAAAAAAAUACGGUGAUCCGGUGAUAAUGUACGUGUGGUAUAAUUUUCUCGAAAAAAAAGUGACUUUGAAACAAAUAUGGAACGUUGGCAACGUUGGGAGGAAAUUUUUUUCUUCAUAUAUUGGUUGAAUUACCUUGUAAAUGCGAUUAAUUUCGAAAAACAAAUUAUUUCUUGGGUUCUACGACUAAAUAAGUAAAUGGCAACGAUGUAUUACGUAUAAAUUUGACUGGAUGUUGAUUUUUUUUCAAAAUUCGACAUUUUUCUUUGCAUCUAAUGAAAUAUUACCAAAUCUGACAACGUUGCAAAACAUUUUCUCGAUAUUUCGAUUGAUUCAUCUCAUAUUUUCGAAAAAAAAAUCAAAAUCUGAAUUUUUUCUUGGGUUUUAUGACAAAAUGAUUGAAUGGCAACGGUGUAAAACAUCAAUUUUCCUAAAUAUCAAUUUUUUUGAAAAGUCGACAUUUUUCUUUGCAUCUAGUGAAAUAUUACUAAAUUUGACAACGUUGCAAAACAUUUUCUCGAUAUUUCUAUCGAUUCUUCUCGUAUUUUCGAAAAAAAAAAUCAAAAUCUAAAUUAUUUCUUGAGUUUAGAGAUAAAAUGAUUGAAUGGCAACGAUGUAAAACAUAAAUUCUCCUCAAUAUCAAUUUUUUCAAAAUCCGACAUUUUUCUUUGCAUUUAAUGAAAUAUUAUCAAAUUUCGCAACGUCGCAAAACAUUUUCUCGAUAUUUCGAUCGAUUCUUCUCGUAUUUUCGAAACAAAAAAUCAAAAUCUAAAUUAUUUCUUGAGUUUAGAGAUAAAAUGAUUGAAUGGCAACGAUGUAAAACAUAAAUUUUCCUCAAUAUCAAUUUUUUCAAAAUUCGACAUUUUUCUUUGUAUCUAAUGAAAUAUUACCAUAUUUGACAACGUUGCAAAACAUUUUCUCGAUAUUUCGAUCGAUUCUUCUCGUAUUUUCGAAACAAAAAAUCAAAAUCUAAAUUAUUUCUUGAGUUUAGAGAUAAAAUGAUUGAAUGGCAACGAUGUAAAACAUAAAUUUUCCUCAAUAUCAAUUUUUUGAAAAGUCGACAUUUUUCUUUGCAUCUAGUGAAAUAUUACUAAAUUUGACAACGUUGCAAAACAUUUUCUCGAUAUUUCUAUCGAUUCUUCUCGUAUUUUCGAAAAAAAAAAUCAAAAUCUAAAUUAUUUCUUGAGUUUAGAGAUAAAAUGAUUGAAUGGCAACGAUGUAAAACAUAAAUUCUCCUCAAUAUCAAUUUUUUCAAAAUCCGACAUUUUUCUUUGCAUUUAAUGAAAUAUUAUCAAAUUUCGCAACGUCGCAAAACAUUUUCUCGAUAUUUCGAUCGAUUCUUCUCGUAUUUUCGAAACAAAAAAUCAAAAUCUAAAUUAUUUCUUGAGUUUAGAGAUAAAAUGAUUGAAUGGCAACGAUGUAAAACAUAAAUUUUCCUCAAUAUCAAUUUUUUCAAAAUUCGACAUUUUUCUUUGUAUCUAAUGAAAUAUUACCAUAUUUGACAACGUUGCAAAACAUUUUCUCGAUAUUUCGAUCGAUUCUUCUCGUAUUUUCGAAAAAAAAAAUCAAAAUCUAAAUUAUUUCUUGAGUUUAGAGAUAAAAUGAUUGAAUGGCAACGAUGUAAAACAUAAAUUCUCCUCAAUAUCAAUUUUUUCAAAAUUCGACAUUUUUCUUUGCAUUUAAUGAAAUAUUAUCAAAUUUCGCAACGUUGCAAAACAUUUUCUCGAUAUUUCGAUCGAUUCUUCUCGUAUUUUCGAAACAAAAAAUCAAAAUCUAAAUUAUUUCUUGAGUUUAGAGAUAAAAUGAUUGAAUGGCAACGAUGUAAAACAUAAAUUUUCCUCAAUAUCAAUUUUUUCAAAAUUCGACAUUUUUCUUUGUAUCUAAUGAAAUAUUACCAUAUUUGACAACGUUGCAAAACAUUUUCUCGAUAUUUCGAUCGAUUCUUCUCGUAUUUUCGAAAAAAAAAAUCAAAAUCUAAAUUAUUUCUUGAGUUUAGAGAUAAAAUGAUUGAAUGGCAACGAUGUAAAACAUAAAUUCUCCUCAAUAUCAAUUUUUUCAAAAUUCGACAUUUUUCUUUGCAUUUAAUGAAAUAUUAUCAAAUUUCGCAACGUUGCAAAACAUUUUCUCGAUAUUUCGAUCGAUUCUUCUCGUAUUUUCGAAACAAAAAAUCAAAAUCUAAAUUAUUUCUUGAGUUUAGAGAUAAAAUGAUUGAAUGGCAACGAUGUAAAACAUAAAUUUUCCUCAAUAUCAAUUUUUUCAAAAUUCGACAUUUUUCUUUGUAUCUAAUGAAAUAUUACCAUAUUUGACAACGUUGCAAAACAUUUUCUCGAUAUUUCGAUCGAUUCUUCUCGUAUUUUCGAAAAAAAAAAUCAAAAUCUAAAUUAUUUCUUGAGUUUAGAGAUAAAAUGAUUGAAUGGCAACGAUGUAAAACAUAAAUUCUCCUCAAUAUCAAUUUUUUCAAAAUUCGACAUUUUUCUUUGCAUUUAAUGAAAUAUUAUCAAAUUUCGCAACGUUGCAAAACAUUUUCUCGAUAUUUCGAUCGAUUCUUCUCGUAUUUUCGAAAAAAAAAUCAAAAUCUAAAUUAUUUCUUGAGUUUAGAGAUAAAAUGAUUGAAUGGCAACGAUGUAAAACAUAAAUUUUCCUCAAUAUCAAUUUUUUCAAAAUUCGACAUUUUUCUUUGCAUUUAAUGAAAUAUUACCAAAUUUGGCAACGUUGCAAAACAUUUUCUCGAUAUUUCGAUCGAUUCUUCUCGUAUUUUCGAAAAAAAAAAAUCAAAAUCUAAAUUAUUUCUUGAGUUUAGAUAUAAAAUGAUUGAAUGGCAACGAUGUAAAACAUAAAUUCUCC
Molecule: messenger RNA, 4456 nt
Organism: Diorhabda sublineata
Lineage: Eukaryota; Metazoa; Arthropoda; Insecta; Coleoptera; Chrysomelidae
Gene: Ppa
Product: F-box/LRR-repeat protein 14
Exons: 3
Coding region: 144-1484 (446 amino acids)
Biological process (GO): SCF-dependent proteasomal ubiquitin-dependent protein catabolic process
Cellular component (GO): SCF ubiquitin ligase complex
Molecular function (GO): protein binding
Source: RefSeq, a predicted model, not a curated record